This is a messenger RNA of Penicillium macrosclerotiorum, 543 nucleotides long. Its product is annotated as alpha/beta fold hydrolase. The coding region runs from base 1 to 543 and encodes 180 amino acids. Lineage: Eukaryota; Fungi; Ascomycota; Eurotiomycetes; Eurotiales; Aspergillaceae. The transcript is spliced from 2 exons. The record is from RefSeq and is a predicted model, not a curated record.
AUGGCCUCAUCAACAUCGGUCCUUUUCGUUCCUGGUGCGUGGCACAGCCCCCAAUGUUUCGACGUUAUUAGAGGGCUGGAAGCCGACAACUACAAUACCGAAGUCGUUCACUUGCCCUCUGUUGACCCUGUGAUACCUCAUUUAGAUUUCGCGGAAGAUGUAUGUGAGAUCAGGAAGAAAAUAAAUAUUGCUGUCAAUGCUGGGCAGAGAGUGCUGGUUGUCGUGCAUUCGUACGGCGGACUUCCAGGUUGUGAGGCAAUUCGCGGCCUAGACUGGGAAACUCGCCAACGCCAGGGUCAACCGGGUGGCGUGACAUUUCACAGCAACAUUACCUUCGAGGCUUGGAGAUAUGUGCCUUCUACGUAUCUUUACUGUCUGAAGGAUCAGGCAAUCCCUCAUCCAGUACAGAAAAUGAUGGUGGAGGAGGUCGCUAAAGGGGUCGAUAUUCACACCGAUGUUGUGAAUGCAUCGCACAGUCCUUUCUACACGGUACCGGACCACGUGUCGGCUGCUAUCAAAAAGGCUGCUGGUGGGCGAACCUGA